Clunio marinus is the source of this 444-nucleotide messenger RNA. The record is from the annotation of a GenBank genome assembly. Lineage: Eukaryota; Metazoa; Arthropoda; Insecta; Diptera; Chironomidae.
CGAAAUAGAGAAUUGUUCAGUUCAUAUUAAGGUUGGAAAUAAUAAAAAUGCACGAUUCAUUUAUGCUUCAUCCAAAGCAUCACUUCUAUCCUUCGAUAUACGAGAAGCUUUCACGCCAUCUCAAUUAUAUGGGGAUUCACUUUAUAAACAAGCCACUCAUACGAUACAAGUAUAACUUUUUCCUUAUAACAUGUCACUUGAACAUUAAAUCAGAGAAGAGAUUCUCUAAUGUUCGUAUUAAAAUGAACGACGAGAUAAGAGUAAGAAGUGGAACGGACAUCUUUUAUCAUGUGUUAAAAGAAGACGAAAAGGAAAAGGACUUUGACGAUUAAUCUUCGGUAACUGCUUGCUACUGUACGCUUUAUCAAAAUGAAAUGAUUCAAUGAUAAGAUUAUUGUAAAUAUGUUUAUAUGAAUUGUACGAAAUAUAACUGUAUAGGUUGUC